This is a messenger RNA of Lodderomyces beijingensis, 642 nucleotides long. The record is from the annotation of a GenBank genome assembly. NCBI's taxonomy places the organism in Eukaryota, Fungi, Ascomycota, Pichiomycetes, Serinales, Debaryomycetaceae.
AUGGCCACUGACAAACUAUACGGAGGAGCAAUUGAAAUUGCAAAAUUACCACCCUCGUUCAUAGACGUAUCCACAAUCCGUCAAGUGCCAGAUACGCAAGAGGUAUUCAUCCACCAGAUCCCCGACGACGCAACGACAGAAUCCGCAGUAUGCUACGACCAGUCGCUCAUAUUUGACUUGUUGGAGCAAGUCAGCUCAGUGGACUACGCCAUGGCCAUAGCGGAACACAUGCAAGAUAUAGCGCCUGCAAACGUUGAAAACCACUCAGUUCAACAAGUUGAACUCGAAGGGAUCAAGCGAUAUUUCAGCUAUGUUUCGUUCAAGCCUGAAUAUAAACGACAAGAGGCGCAGGGACAGGCUCAGUGGAUCAUUUUGCUUAUAUGUUUGAUUCGAUUGACUUCUGUUGAGACUGACGUCGUUGUGCAGUAUAAUAUACCUUUCAAGAGCGAGGAUGGGGUUAAAGAUGUAGAGUUUGGGAAACUUGUACAAGAAGAAAACGCCGUGAAAGAUGGAAAAGAUGGACAAAAAGAGGAGAAUGAGAAGGGAAAGAGUCAAGUUGAAAAGUUGGUUCUUGAAAAUUACCGGUUCUUUAAAAAUACAUGCGAAUCAUUUAAAGUUGUUGAAUGGGAUCUAUUUGCCUAG